AUGGCAGUUUUUAUCCUGUGUGGUGUGGAAGAACUAGUUUUUCUACCAUUUGGCUACCCGUUGCUGGCUGACACAGGCUAUGCACUGGAGAAGAAAGUGGUCAAAAGCAAAGUGGGAGAAAAAGUUGGCUUGCCUUGUUGUCAUGAAAUUCCCAGCUCGGAAAGCCUACAUAGUUACCGGGUCUACUGGCAGAAGAACACUACAGAGGUAGUGCUUGCCUACGCAGAGGGGAAGAUGAUCUCCAAGCACAAGCAGUACGUGAACCGGACAGAGAUGGAUGCCAGGAACCUCACCCUGUGGAUCUCCCCGGUGGAAAUCCUGGACAAUGGCUCUUACCAGUGUAUAGUUCAGCACCGCAGACUUUCGCAGAACUCAGUUGUUGUGUGUGAUGAGUCUGUCACCCUCUUUGUUACAGCUGACUUCAGUAAGCCGAACAUAACAGCGGAAGUAUUGGCUGAUUCCUGUGAAUCAACUGAGAUGGUGGUAAGAUGUUCCUCUUAUGGAGGUUUCCCCAAACCCAAACUCUCUGGAGCUCUCGACAACGAGUCCACGGCGUGGAAUGCCAGCUGGGUAUCCGAGUCCAGCCUCAGAGCGUACAACGUCACUGGCAAACUGUGGCUCAAUGUGACCAAAGACAUCAGCUUCACUUGCUCCGUGGAAUACAAUGGCUUUGCCGAGUCCACCAGUUUGCUUCUGAGAAAAACAAAGGAGUGCGUUGUCCCUACUGUGCCUCCAUCUUAUAAUGUCAUUACUGCUUCAAGUAUCAUCAUAAUCACCUUCCUUUUGGCUAUCACCCUUGCAGCACGAUACCUCCCAAGGCAUGUCUGUUCUCACUGUUGUAAGCCUCAGGAUUCAGUGGAAGAGGGUGUGAAAGAAUGUAUGAAGCCACCUGUGAGCUCUAAAGUGACAUCUGAAACAUCAUCUGUAUGACCAGAUUGCAUUUGCAGGUAGUUUUC
Messenger RNA from Haliaeetus leucocephalus (bald eagle), 956 nucleotides. RefSeq names its product CD80 molecule (gene CD80). The record is from RefSeq and is a predicted model, not a curated record. The transcript is spliced from 5 exons. Gene Ontology annotation, cellular component: external side of plasma membrane. Gene Ontology annotation, biological process: positive regulation of T cell proliferation; cell surface receptor signaling pathway; T cell costimulation. NCBI's taxonomy places the organism in Eukaryota, Metazoa, Chordata, Aves, Accipitriformes, Accipitridae. The coding region runs from base 1 to 930 and encodes 309 amino acids.